This is a messenger RNA of Trypanosoma theileri, 1587 nucleotides long. Its product is annotated as putative surface protease GP63. Gene Ontology annotation, molecular function: metalloendopeptidase activity. The annotation marks the transcript as partial. Gene Ontology annotation, cellular component: membrane; cytoplasm. Gene Ontology annotation, biological process: cell adhesion; proteolysis. The record is from RefSeq and is a predicted model, not a curated record. Lineage: Eukaryota; Euglenozoa; Kinetoplastea; Trypanosomatida; Trypanosomatidae. The transcript has a single exon.
AAGAAUGAGAAUGAAAGAUGGGAGCUGAUCCGCAUUGAGGCGUUCACGAAGGACUUGGAGAACGAAUCGAGGUAUUGUACUAAGGUUGAUGAUGAGGUAAUGGAUUUUAAAGGUGGCACUAGCAAAUGUUAUGAAACUGAGAUUCUCAACGACAAAAAGAAGGAAACUCUAAUAAAUGAAGUAAUUCCUGCUGCUAUCAAACUGCACAGGGAUCGUCUGCUUGUGCAACCCCAGGAAGGCAAAUUGACUGUUCCUGAGUUUCAAGAUGAGAGUUAUUGCAAACAUUUCACUGUACCCUCAGAUCACCACGAUAAAGGUGUUGAAAAUGCUGACUUUGUGCUUUACGUGGCAGCCGGUACCGGAGAGCCAUUUGGUGUCACAUGUGCCCCUGCCGAAGCGUCAAGUCGCCCGAUUGCUGGUGCCAUUAAUAUUUCACCGUACACUCUUGUUCAUCCGCGAUGGGGUGUCCGUGCUGUUGCCCACGAGAUGGCACACGCACUGGGUUUUGACUGUAAGCGGAUGGAGCAACUUAAGAUGGUGACCAAAAUCAAUGUGCGUGACAAGGAUCGUAAGGUGGUGAGUUCCAAGCUGACGAAGGAAAAGGCACAAGCACAUUACAAUUGCUCCACUCUCGAGGGUAUGGAGCUGCAGUUGGGUAACGGAGAUGAGGUACAAUCGCACUGGACGCAGCGUAACGCGAAAGAUGAGUUAAUGGCCCCGACGGAUGCAUUCGGUGCCGGUUACUAUACAGCCCUGACCAUGUCAACUUUUGAGGAUAUGGGCUACUAUAGGGCAAACUGGGGAAUGGAGGAGCCAAUGAGCUGGGGCAACCACAGCGGGUGCGAUUUCUUUGAGGAUUUGUGUAUCGUCAACAAUGCUGCCAAAUAUCCCGAAAUGUUCUGCGGCAAAAGUGUUUCUCGAUGCACAACGGGCCGCAGUUCCCCUGGCUAUUGUAGUGUGCCUGCCAGUUAUCAUUGGGAGAGCGAAAAAGAAAGGUGCCCAUACACCAAGCCCUAUUUUGGUAACUUUGAAGAAAAAUAUCGAUACGCGUUUUGUUUUUCGGAUGAUGUACCUGCUCUUGAUGGGUCACUGAUGGGGAAUGACUCGUGGUGCCUAGAUGGUGAGUCACUCCAUGUGAAUUUUGACGAUGGCAGCGUGAAGGAUGACGUGGCCGGAGUGUGUGCGCUGGUGUCGUGUAAUGAGAGUAGUCGUACAGUAAUGGUGAAGUACAACGGUAGCGACGAAUGGCACGACUGCCCCGAGGGUAAGUCCAUCGAAGCAAAGCCACCUACGUUCAAAAGCGGCCAUAUCAAGUGUCCCAAAUACACUGAAGUGUGCACCAUUGCCCCCAACGGCAGCAGUCUUCUUCCACUUGUCAAACCACCUGAUCCGACACCCCCUGGUGGUGAUAAUAAUGGUGGUGACAACAAUGGUGGGGGUGAUAAUAAUGGUGGUGGUGGUGAUAAUGUUGGUGACGAUAAUGGUGGUGGUGGUGGUGGUGGUCAUGGUGAUGGGUGUGCCACUGCUUCCCCCAUCGCUCUGUCAGCUAUUGCCCUCAUGGUUAUCACGCUAAUGUUAUUACCGUAA